AAAUUGACUGAAAAUUAUAUGAUUACCACACAGUUAAUUCCACCAUAUCUCUCUGGAAAAUUCCCAUUUACUUUAAUGGAAAUUUCUUAUGCAAUGCUAUCAGAUUUCUACUAGGAAAAUAAAAGUGGUUCUUUAAAAUAUUUUGUAAUUCUCUCAUUAAGAUAUAUCAUAUAUUCUGUGCUUAACAUGGCCAAGUCAAUUUCUCUGUAUGUGUUGUAAUAUGCAAAGUCAAGCAAGCAAUCUUUAGAGAAUAGAGACUCAGUCGCAUUUCCACCAUAUUCAAAUCUCAAGCUGCCUAGUCUUCUCUGAAUUUCAAAAAAUCUAGACGCCAAAAACCAAACGCUAAGGCCAAAUAAAAACUUUGAAUUCCUUAUUUUUCUGUCCAAGUCAUCUAAAAGAACCGUCUUUUCACUAACCACUAGAAUUUCAUUCAUCUUUGGUUUUCCUAAAAACUCAAAAAAAAAAAAUUUUUUUUUUUCUUUUAUUAUUAUUAUUUUUCUUUCCCAUAAUACGAGUAAAAUCUGAAUUCAAAGGGUUCAAGAAUGGUUGCCAAAGAACUUGAAAUUGGAACUGGUUCUAUCAGUGGUCUAGAAUCUGAGCAUCUGGCAAUGACAAAUGAAUCAGCUGUUUUACAGAAAAAGGGUGGCAGAAGCGAAGGAGAAUCAGAGGUGAGAAAGAAGAAACUGAAGAAGGUGCGAUCCAUCAAGCUCUCAAAAUCACCAAGCUUGAGACCACCAAUAAGAAGAGCAAAACCCCAUUCCAAAAACCUUCUCAUUGAUUUAUCCAGUGAAGAAGCAAGCUCAACAGAAUCAAGCCCAUCUCAUAGUUCAAUCUGUUCUGACGCAAGAACAAAUUUUUUCCAGAAACCAGCAAGAACAAUAGCAAGACGAUCAAGUUUCAAGGCUGCAAAAACUUUGUCAAGAAUGUCAAGUACCAAGUUCAAGAAACCUUUGAUGAGGAAAGUCUCAGGGGGAACUGAAGGGAACAAAAUGAAGACAUCCGGAAGACAUUGUGUCAGUUCGUCCGGCGAUGAGAAAGCAUCAAGGAGCUCUUCAAACAAGCACUUUCAGGCAAGUGAACUUUCCUCUGAGUCUAGUUGUUGUAGUGGUAGCUCUGAUAAGAUGAGGAAGAAAUCAGUUUAUUCUUCAAAUCCAAACUCUAAUUCUCCUGGUCAGAGAUCCUCAAGAGUUUUAACAAGGACAUCUAGUUUGAAACCUUCGAGGAUCUCAACAACAAAAAUGGCUAGUAUUAAAGCCAAGAGUGGUUCCAUCAUAGAAAAACCUACAUGUUCUUCAACUCUCAAGGAUGCUAAGUUUUCUGAGAUGCUCAAGUCUCAGCAUGGUGGAAAUGAGUCCCAUGAAAAUUCGCUUGCAGAGGUUUGUCCAUUCACUUAUUGCUCACUUCAUGGCCAUCGUCAUGCCGCUCCACCUCCAUUGAAGCGUCUCAUUUCCAUAAGAAGGCGUUUGUUAAAGAGUCAAAAAGGCAAAGUGGAGAAUAGAUCUCUCCGUAAAGAAAAAUAUACUGGAAAGGCUAAUAAGAAAGUUCAGACAAGUCAAAUGGUCUGCAAUGGACAAGAUUCUGUUAGUGAAAUAGUUUAUGGAAAAGAAGAGAUAAAUGCAGGAACAGAAACCACCUAUGGUGAAGGAAAGGAAGAAAUCCAUGAUUCUGUAAUCCCUGCCGAAGAGUUACAACAAAUCGGUGAGCUUAAUACACCAGUUUCUGAAGCAACUGGUGUGGAAGAUGAAACUGUUUCAUCUAACCACGAAAAUGGAAGCAAUGGUUCUGCUUGCAAUAAUAAUGAUGAAUCUGAAUCAACUGGAAAAAGUUUGGAGGUUUAUGAUUCUGAAUGUGGCAAACCACUUGAUGAAUUGAGAAGACCAAAACCAGAUAAACUAAAGGAAAUAAGUCGUGAUUAUGGUGUGGACUCUGUGGCCAAUAGCGCUGGAAAUGAAGCAGACAGCAUUCAGAGGAAUAAUCAUAAUCAGAAGUACAUGAGAAUGUGGCACUUGAUGUAUAAGCACUCAGUUAGAAGUAUCAAUGGAAGAGCUGAAAACCAGCUUCCACUUGAUCAAGAUGUGAACAAGACAGAACAAGUUGAAGAUGCCCAUCCCUUGGGCGAAACAGACAAUUUUGGCUCUUGUCAAGGGUUUUCAGAAACCAAUCAUGAUAGAGCCACGGACAGUGACAGUGAAAGCAAUCAGAAGAUUGAAAUCCACAAGAAUGAUGCUAUUCAGAUGGUACAAGAAGCAUUUGAUGAAAUCCUUUUGCCUGAAAUUCAGGACCAUUCAUAUGAUGGUCAUUCAGUUACAAGCAGUGUGGAAUCAGAUCAGGAACUCUCAGAACACAGAGAUGAGGAAUGGAGCACCUCAAAUUCCACCCAUUCUUCUAUGGACAAUGUCUCAGAAAGUAGAGAGGAAACACUGCUUAGAACUGAAAGUACACUUUCCUCAAAUGAAGAGAAAACAUCAUCAAAAGUGGGAGACAUUUCAAACCAGAAAAAUUCUAAGAGCUGGAGUAAUCUAAGAAGAAUCAUCAUCCUCAAGAGGUUCUUCAAGGCAUUGGAAAAGGUAAGAAGACUCGACCAAUGGAAGUCACAAUCUCUACCCUUGGAGCAUGUUCCUGAAGCAGAAAAAAUAAAUCUUAGGCACCAAACAUUAGAAGAGAGAAAAUCAGCAGAGGAAUGGAUGCUGGACUAUGCACUUCAAAAGGUUGUUUCUAAAUUAGCUCCAGCUCAACAAAGAAGGGUAGCACAGCUUGUAAAAGCUUUCGAAACGGUUCUUCCAUUCCCAGAUAUCAAAGCUAGCCUGAGGUCGAAUGUAAAAGUUUCCUCCCAAGUAGACAUAGUUCAAGUAUCUAGUGAUAUGUUACUUCAAAGUGGUCAACGGAAAAGUAAAGAAAGUGAAGCUCAAAGUUCCGCUGAAAACAUGGUUGGCAAAACAUCCCAUGUGAAAAGUGAGGAGUACACAGGUCAAGCCAAGGAUUUCCUUACGGUAGAACCACAAGAGCCAGUUAAAUCUCCAAAGCUCAAAGAAACAAGUUUAGCAUGCUGUGGCAUUAAAACAGAACUGGAUGUGUCUCUUUCUGAAGCCACAGGUAAAGACUGGAAGGAAGAACAAGGUGUUACAAGCAAUAUUCCUAAUGGGAACGACAAAGUCAUUCUGCCUUGUGAUCAACCUGAUUCCAUCAAUAUUCAUUUACCAGAGAUGAACGGUCACAGACCGUGCAAUAAGCUGAAGCCAGAUGACAUUGAUAACACCUGCCAUGAAGGCCAACUAAAUGGAAAAGUUCAAGAGGUACAUGAAGAAAUUAAUUCUAGCUUGAGUUCAGAACCUAGCAACAAGGAUUCUGAAUUGUGCGGAGAAGUAAUUGAGGCCAAUAACAUAAUCAAUGCUCAUGGUGAACAAUCAGAAACUUCUAAAGACCUUCUCCCCGUGGAUUAUGAAGAAUCAAUUGUAGUAAACAACAAUGUUGUCUCUUCAGCUUCUACCGAUCCAUCUGAGGAUGCCAUGGCAGCCAGAAAAGAAAAUAAUGGAGUAGAAGGGGCAAAGUCUGGAUUCCCACAAGGAUUUCAUCAACUUGAAGGGUCUGAGCCUGAAAGAAAAACUGAUGUAGCACAGGAAACACAAUUGGAAAAGCAAAGCUACACAAAGAUGUGGUUCUUGGUGUAUAAGCAUAUGGUUUCAGGCAUUGCAGCAGAUGGUGAAACCAACCUACCUGAUGGAGAAGGUAAGCUUGAAAUGGAUUAUGGGAAUACAAUGACAGAGAGGAUUUGUGGUCGAAGUUCCCCUUUUUCAGACCAAGACACUAUCGCAAAAGACAGUAUUGCAGAAAACCAAAGUGUUGAAUUCCGCCGUCUUGAAGCUAUAAAGUUAGUAGAAAAAGCUAUUGAUGAUAUCCUGCUUCCAGAAAAUAAGAACAACUCACUUGAUGAUCAGUCAAGCAACGGUGACUCAAUUACUGACCAGGAAACCCAAGAAAGGAAUUCAAGCAACUUUUACAAAGAGAGUUUCAGAGAAUCUGGAAAGGAAGAAGCAGAGGAAAGCAGAGUUCCAGAACCUAAUAUCAGUAUCCAAGAAGAACAAGAAGAGAGUGUACCAAAGGUGGGAAACAAGAACUGGAACAAUCUGAAAAAAUUGAUUCUUCUUAAGAGAUUCAUCAAUGCAUUAGAAAAGGUCAGGAAAUUCACCCCAAAAGGGCCAAGGUUUCUACCCUUGGAGGCUGAUCAAGAAGCAGAAAAAGUUCAUCUAAAGCAUCAAGAUGUAGAUGACAGAAAAAGUUCUGAAGAAUGGAAGCUUGAUUAUGCACUUCAACAGGCCGCUUCUAGACUAACUCCGGCUCGCAAAAGAAAAGUGGAGCUUCUGGUGGAGGCUUUUGAGACUGUCAUUCCAACUAUUGGAAGUUGAACUUGUUAAAAAUGUUAUACAGCUUCAUUCAAACCAGAAGUUAUUACCAAGGUGAAGCAGCUAAUCUCUGAUAAAUGUGCAGGUGAAGCAGCUAAUCUCUGAUAAAUGUGCAGGUGACGCAGCUAACAAAUGGCAUGGCUUUUUAGCUGCUAUUUAUAGUGUGAUUUAGGAUGGAUAUUGGAGAAAUACAGUAUAUACAUGCAGGUUAUGAUUUUAUGGAGAUUUUAAGGUGCAUAUAAUAUAAAACUUUUCGGUCACAAUUUUUGUUUUCUUUGCAUAUAAUAUAAAACUUUUCUGUCACAAUUUUUGUUUUCUUUCUUUAACCUUCUUAAAGUUACCUUAUUGUAUAGAAGGAAGAGAAAAUUCAGAACUAAUAUACUUGAAAAAGAACAAUGUACAGUUUAUUCAAGAAGGUUUUACUUUAGUUUA
Molecule: messenger RNA, 4832 nt
Organism: Ziziphus jujuba (common jujube)
Lineage: Eukaryota; Viridiplantae; Streptophyta; Magnoliopsida; Rosales; Rhamnaceae
Product: calmodulin binding protein PICBP
Exons: 3
Coding region: 543-4403 (1286 amino acids)
Molecular function (GO): calmodulin binding
Source: RefSeq, a predicted model, not a curated record